AUUUCCGCUUCGCUCCGUCGUUUAUCGUGAGAGUCGUUACUUUGGUCUUUACGCACCGUUUUUGACUGGAAAACCUUCUAGCAUGUCCAAAUUCAAUGUAAAUGUAGAACAGUGUAAAGGAGCUGUCGUGGUUGGUGAUCAUGCGAAACUGACUAUUGGGCCGACUGGUAAGAUAUCAGAAGGAGUACUAAACCAAGAGCACACCCCAGAGCAAGCAGCAAGAACUAAAACUAGUCCUCAUGCACCUUUUCAAGAGUCUGGGGAUGAUAUUGAUUUAAAAGUAAAGUCUGGUUAUGUGUUAGUAAUUCAUAACUACAGCUUCCCUAAGAGGGAGGAGGCUGUGCGCCAUGGGUCAGAGGAAGAUGUGAAAAAUCUUUGUAGCCUCUUUGAUGAUUUCAACUUCAAAACCCGAAUUGUAAAUAACUUGACUCAAAGUCAGAUGGUGGAAAUACUCAGUGAAACUGCAGAGAAAGACUUCAGCAGAUAUGAUUGUUUCUUGUGUGUAAUCCUCAGCCAUGGUUUCAAAGAUGGGAUUCAUGGAAUUGAUGAGGAGGAGAUUAAAAUUGAAGCAAUCACUUCCAAUUUUCGCCGAGAUGCAUGUCCUUCUCUUGAGGGGAAACCAAAAAUAUUUCUGAUCCAAGCUUGCCGUGGCAAUAGACGGGAUAGGGUAUCUAUCGAGAGCGACAGUGAGCCUGUCCCAUGUGCAAGCUCAUCUCUUCCAGCUGAUGCUGAUUUUCUGAUCUGUUUUGCCUCUGCCCCUGGUCACCAAAGCUACAGGCAGCCAGAGCUUGGUUCUUGGUUCAUUUCAACAGUUGUGGCAAUUUUUAAAGAGUAUGCAGAAAGGGAGCAUCUUAUGGAUAUGAUGCUGAGAGUCAACAAUCAUGUUGCAAAUUAUUUCAGCAAAACAGGCCUCAAGCAAAUACCCUGCCAAGUCUGCAUGCUGAGAAGGAAAGUGUAUUUUAGUCCAAAAUAUAAUUAACCCAUCAUGAAAUGCUCAUGACAAAUUCUGUCUUUGUCGUGUAUAUGAAUGUUUACUUAAUAUGUUUGUGUAAUGAGAAAAUUGUAGAUGAAACAUUGCCAGUGUACCUGUCCACUGGAGCUCAGAAGCGUGGUUACAUGAACUUUGUUAAAUUCUCCCACAGACCACAUCAGUAACACUGUAUAUUAUGCUACAGUGUAAUAUAUACAGUUCAAAAUUUUCAAUCCUUGCUGUAUGGAUGAAGUCUUUGAAAAAAGCAAUGCUGAUGCAGGAGUUUUAGUCUUAUUGUAACAAUAGUGGGUACACAAAGAUAAAAAUGCUGUUCACUAAGUCAUAGAGAAAAUUGUAGGUGCUGUUCAAAGAUAGUUGUAAAGCAGUGUCUGAUUCAGGAUUUCCACUCCUCAAGAAGAAAUAAAACAACAUUUAAACCGGAUUCACUCCUUUGAACUGAGCAAUGAGUUAGCUUUGGUAAGAUAAGUUAUAUUGAUAUAUGGUAAGGUAGUCCUGGACUGGGUUGUUCAAAACACAAGUAAAGUGUUGGUGUAAAUUUUAAAUUUAGUUUUAUAGCACUGCAAAAGAAUUUUUUGUUUGGAUUUUUCCCCAUCAUUUUUUUGUCAUAAUGAGAUAAAACCCAAUAAAAGCCUAAAUCUUAUAUGCGCUCUUCUACACAAGAAAUUGAAACCAAUGUUUACUUUUAAUCCUAGAUUAACAUUUACCCCCUUUUAAAUAACCCAGCCCUGAGGUAAAUCUGAGGGUUCCAAUUGGUUCUUUCAUGGUCCAGAUUUUGCCACACAGACCGUCUUAUAUGGUCAUGAGAUGUGUAACUAUUUUUGCAAAUGCUGGUAAUUUAAAAAAAAACAAGUUUGAUGCAAGUACCAUAUACACUGUGUUAAGCUACAUGCUAACCUUGCUUGAUCAAGCUGUACUGUAGAAAAAUUAGCCCUCAAUCAUUUUUGUAUGGACCUUGCUGCCCUUUGGCCGUAAUUCCACAAUACU
This is a messenger RNA of Pocillopora verrucosa, 1975 nucleotides long. RefSeq names its product caspase-3-like. Gene Ontology annotation, biological process: proteolysis. Gene Ontology annotation, molecular function: cysteine-type endopeptidase activity. The record is from RefSeq and is a predicted model, not a curated record. NCBI's taxonomy places the organism in Eukaryota, Metazoa, Cnidaria, Anthozoa, Scleractinia, Pocilloporidae.